Molecule: messenger RNA, 4446 nt
Organism: Manis javanica (Malayan pangolin)
Lineage: Eukaryota; Metazoa; Chordata; Mammalia; Pholidota; Manidae
Gene: LRFN2
Product: leucine rich repeat and fibronectin type III domain containing 2
Cellular component (GO): postsynaptic density membrane; cell surface
Molecular function (GO): protein binding
Source: RefSeq, a predicted model, not a curated record
GCUGCCCUCGCUGCUGGGUCGCAGCCCGCCCUCCCUGCUUCCGAAGCUCGCGGCCGGCCCCCUGCCCUCUUGGGCCGCGGCCCCAGCCCCCUCCCGGCCCUCCAGGUGGCAGCCCGCUGCCCUGGCCGUCUCCGCGCCAGCCCCGCGAGGAUCGCGUAUCCCUCCGGUGUCGGCAGCCGUGUGGGUCGGCAGGGAAGGGAGAGCGCUGAGCAAGGGCCCAGCGACUGCUCCCGAUUUCUGCAUAUCCGCCCGUCGCCACUGGGGGCUCCCGGGCCGAAGAGCUCGGCGGGGAAGGUGCGCACGGCCCGGGGAUCCCGGGCACCUCCCGCCGCUGGGCUUUCUCCACCUCUGGCCCGGCGCUGCCUCCGCAGCCCGCCCGGCUCCCUCCCGGAUCUGUGCGUGCGAUCGCUCUGCUUGUGUGUGUGUGUGUAUCUACGUGUGGCCGGGUGCGCGCGUGUGCGCGCGCGCGGGGGGCACUGUGCAUGCGGGGAGUGCGGGGGAGUGUGUUUGUGUGUGUGCGUGUGGGUGUGAGUGCCUGGUUCGCUCUCGCUGAGACACACACACACACACUCACACACACACAACCCGGCUGGCUCGUCUGAACUUGAAGACACCCCACAUUCCAAGAUGCCCGAGGUUCCUGGGAAUGCUCGGGGUUCUUCGAUAAGGAAAAUCUUACCGGCAUCUUCCUAGGGAGGGAUCAUCAUUUUCUGUUUUUUUUUUUUUUUUUUUGUCUUUUAAAUCUGGAAGAGAAGAGAACAAGUUGUGCUUUUUCCUCCCUUCUUUUUGAUAAACACCAUGGAUAUAACUGAAUAAGCCGCUCAGGGCUCUCCCGGCGUGGACGUCCGAGGCCACCAUCUGCGUUCGCGGGGCCGAAGGGCUGAGCUGGGGCCAGUCUGGGCGGAGAAGGAUGCGCGGCCGAGCCGGAGAGCCCGGGCGCCCAGCGGAGCCGGCCUCGGAGCCUCCCAGCCGCGGGUAGAUGCCGCGCUAACCAGGUGAGCCCUAACCCCAAGAUGGGUGUCCUCAUAAGAGUCAGAAAAGGAGACGACGGUGCAGAGAGGCCCAGAGAAGACAGCCACGUGAAGACGGAGGCAGAAAUUGGAGGGACGCAGCCACAGGCUACGGGAUGGGACACCAAGGAUUGUGAGGAGCCUCCAGAAGCCAGAAGAGGAGUGAAAGGAUUCCUCCCUGAGGCCUUCAGAGGGAGCAUGGCCCCGCCAGCACCUUGAUUUCAGACCUCUGUGCCUGAAGGCCUGCAGACUGUGGAGGAUAAAUGUCUGUUGUAAGCCACCCAGUUUGUGGCAGUUGGUUACAGCAGUCACGGAAACUAAUACAGUAGGAUCAUGACUUGCCUGAAAGCACUCGGCUCUCCCUUUUCCAGUGUGAUAGUUUCUCUCACUACACCUAUUCCACCCUAUUGACCUGCCUGAAGACCCCAUGUGUAAACUACCAACAACGGUGUAUGUGCCUCCUGUCCGCUCUAAAGGAGACCGGUUUCCAGGAGGCACUGCAGCCUGAAUGACCAGACCAUGGAGACUCUGCUUGGUGGCCUGCUGGCGUUUGGCAUGGCGUUUGCUGUGGUUGACGCCUGCCCCAAGUACUGUGUCUGCCAGAACCUGUCUGAGUCAUUGGGGACCCUGUGCCCCUCCAAGGGGCUGCUCUUCGUGCCCCCUGACAUUGACCGGCGGACAGUGGAGCUGCGUCUGGGUGGCAACUUCAUCAUCCACAUUGGCCGCCAGGACUUCGCCAACAUGACAGGGCUGGUGGACCUGACCCUGUCCAGGAACACCAUCAGCCAGAUCCAGCCCUUCUCCUUCCUGGACCUCGAGAGCCUCCGCUCCCUGCACCUCGACAGCAACCGGCUGCCCAGCCUCGGGGAAGACACCCUGCGGGGCCUGGUCAACCUGCAGCACCUCAUCGUAAACAACAACCAGCUGGGUGGCAUUGCCGACGAGGCCUUCGAGGACUUCCUGCUGACGCUGGAGGACCUGGACCUCUCCUACAACAACCUGCACGGCCUGCCCUGGGACUCCGUGCGGCGCAUGGUCAACCUCCACCAGCUGAGCCUGGACCACAACUUGCUGGACCACAUUGCCGAGGGCACCUUUGCUGACCUGCAGAAACUGGCUCGCCUUGACCUCACCUCCAACCGGCUGCAGAAGCUGCCCCCAGACCCCAUCUUUGCACGCUCCCAGGCCUCUGCUCUGCCUGCCACACCCUUUGCUCCACCCUUGUCCUUUAGUUUUGGGGGGAACCCGCUGCACUGCAAUUGCGAGCUUCUCUGGCUGCGGAGGCUUGAGAGGGAAGAUGACCUGGAGACCUGUGGCUCCCCGGGGGGCCUCAAGGGCCGCUACUUCUGGCAUGUGCGCAAGGAGGAGUUUGUGUGCGAGCCUCCUCUCAUCACCCAGCACACGCACAAGCUUCUGGUUCUGGAGGGCCAGGCGGCCGCUCUCAAGUGCAAGGCCAUCGGGGACCCUAGCCCCCUCAUCCACUGGGUGGCCCCUGAUGACCGCCUGGUGGGGAACUCCUCAAGGACCGCCGUGUAUGACAACGGCACCCUGGACAUCCUCAUCACCACCUCGCAGGACAGUGGUGCCUUCACAUGCAUCGCUGCCAACGCCGCGGGGGAGGCCACAGCCACGGUGGAGGUCUCCAUCGUCCAGCUGCCUCACCUCAGCAACAGCACCAGCCGUGCUGCGCCCCCCAAGUCCCGCCUCUCGGACAUCACGGGCUCCAGCAAGGCCAGCCGCGGAGGCGGAGGCAGCGGGGGCGGGGAGCCGCCCAAAAGCCCUCCGGACCGGGCGGUGCUUGUGUCUGAUGUGACCACCACCUCAGCCCUGGUCAAGUGGUCGGUCAGCAAGUCAGCGCCCCGGGUGAAGAUGUACCAGCUGCAGUACAACUGCUCGGAAGAUGAGGUGCUGAUUUACAGGAUGAUCCCAGCUUCCAACAAGGCGUUCGUGGUCAACAACUUGGUGUCAGGAACAGGCUACGACCUGUGCGUGCUGGCCAUGUGGGACGACACGGCCACGACGCUCACCGCCACCAACAUCGUGGGCUGUGCCCAGUUCUUCACUAAGGCGGACUACCCGCAGUGCCAGUCCAUGCACAGCCAGAUCCUGGGCGGCACCAUGAUCCUGGCCAUCGGGGGCGUCAUCGUGGCCACGCUGCUGGUGUUCAUCGUCAUCCUCAUGGUGCGCUACAAGGUCUGCAACCACGAGGUCCCCGGCAAGAUGGCAGCUGCCGCUGUCAGCAACGUGCACUCGCAGACUAACGGGGCCCAGCAGCCUGCUCCAGGCAGCGUGCCUGGCGGGGCUGCGGCGCAGGGGCCGCCCAAGGUAGUGGUGCGCAAUGAGCUCGUGGCAUUCGGUGCCAGCGCCACCCGCGGCAGCAACUCCUCUUCCUCCAGUUCGCUGGGCAGCGGGGAGGCCGCGGGGCUGGGACGGGGCCCCUGGAGGCUUCCGCCCCCCGUGCCCCGCCCCAAGCCCAACCUUGACCGCCUGAUGGGGGCUUUUGCCUCCCUGGACCUCAAGAGUCAGAGAAAGGAGGAGCUGCUGGACUCCAGGACUCCGGGCGGGAGAGGGUCUGGGACACCGGCCAGCGGCCACCACUCGGACCGAGAGCCACUGCUGGGGCCGCCCGCAGCCCGCGCCAGGAGCCUGCUUCCCUUGCCCCUGGAGGGCAAGACCAAGCGCAGCCACUCCUUCGACAUGGGGGACUUUGCGGCUGCUGCCGCCGCAGCAGGAGGGAUCGCCCCGGCUGGCUACAGCCCCCCUCGGAGGGUCUCGAACAUCUGGACAAAGCGCAGCCUCUCUGUCAAUGGCAUGCUCUUGCCCUUUGAGGAGAGUGACCUGGUGGGGGCCCGGGGAGCUUUCGGCAGCUCUGAGUGGGUAAUGGAGAGCACGGUGUAGGCCUGGGGGCGUGGGCAUCCUCCCUCCAGCCCUUGCAGGGUGGAAGAAAGGGAAAGGAUAGUUGUGGUCAGUCUUUGUGGAGCUUCCAUGGUGAUGUUUACAUCCAGGGACCGUUUCAUCUCCCUCUCAACGCCCCCCACCCCCACCCCCACCUUCCUAGGCCUGUCCCCACCUCCCAGCUGGGCUGUGCUCAGGGAAUGCAGACUGGAUUGCUGAAAUGUCGGACUGAGCCCUGAGUGUUUGGAAAGGCGGGACCCCCUCCUUUCUAAGCACAAAUGUAGCGCGUAAGCAAGCGGCUUUGGAUUGCCUUUGGUUUCAGUGUUGUUUUUAUUUCUUAAUUUAUUUUUUUCCACUUCCCGGACUCCUCCUAUUCAUUCACACACAUAAUGGAAAGUUUACAUGUGAAAGUGGGUUCCCAGCAGCCCUGGCAGUGGGCAACUAUUGCCAAUUGACAAAAAAGGGAAUGGUUCUGGUUCUGCAUUUGUUUGGGGGGACAAACCCCUGUCCAGACCCCUCAUUAUUCCCAACCAUCCUCACA